UUGAAUUACUGUUGCCUCUCUGAUGCCGCUGCUGAUCGUGGGCAUCUCAGAAGGGCCCCACUACAAGAUAAGAGCACAAGCACACUGCAGAGCAGGCUGAUGUAGAAAUGGAUUUCAAAACAUCGUCUGCCACAAGCCCUAAAAGAUGUUGUGAGUAGCUUGUUAAGCCGCCAAAAAUAAACAGAGAUGAGAUGGGAGUUUUGACCAUGGAGACUAUAUCUUUUGAUUCUUCCACCACGGUUAAUACCAAUGUGAACACCACCAAUGUGAAUUCCACUGCCAGGAGGUUUUUUGCGGCUAAGAGAUCGGCUUCGCAUCACUUGGACUUUCAUGGAACGGAUCUGCACAUGUUGCAACAGGCAGGAUGGAUGGGCCGCAUGCACCGAGGGCUGUACAGGGGGACACAGUUCAGACACAGUACUGGGGACCUGGGCUCUAUAAAUGUAAGCUGGCCAGUCAAGUUCCAUGAGGUCCAUGGAGACAAUGUGAUCCUGCUAAAUGACAAUACACUAGCCAAGCGAGGAGACAGUUUCUGUAAGGCCAUUUGUUUCAGUAGCCGUCCAAUCGCCAUCAAUGAAAAAGUCUACAUCCGCUUCGCAGAAACCUCCAGUAGCUGGAGCGGUGUUUUGCGAUUUGGAUUUACCAAUAUUGACCCCGCCACUGUGCGGGGAUCUGACCUUCCUCGAUAUGCGUGUCCCGACAUGACCAACAAACAGGGCUGCUGGGCCAAAGCUCUGGGGGAGAGAUACGCAGCUCAUAAUAACAUUCUUCAUUUCUACAUCACUCGUACGGGGGACGUGAUGUACGGCAUUAAUGGGGAGGAUAUUGGACUAUUUUUCUCCGGUGUUUCUACUCUCUCCCCACUGUGGACUCUCCUGGAUAUUUAUGGCAACACCAUUGGCAUUGAAUUUGUUACCCAUGAGAGAUUGAACAACAGUCCAUUUGGAUCUCUGGGGGCAUUACACAAUGCGCUCCCUCCCCCCAUACCUCAAAGGGAGGUGGUACCCUCGGGGCCAAGGACUCACUUCUCUACGUCUAGUCUGUCAAGUCUUAACAGUGAGUCCAUAGUAGCUCCAGCAGCACCCUCUAUUCCAGUACGCUAUUACACAAACAUUAACUUUAGACCCAUGAGUUGGCAUGAACUGACAGGCAAAAAUAUACGAGUGGUGGACGCCAAUCGAACUAUCGCUGUGAGAUCCGAUGAUGAAUAUUGUAACGCUUAUGUGUUUUCAUCUCGACCGCUAAAAUGUGGUGAAAAAAUUGUGAUACAGGUGUUGGGAAUCGAGAGGACGUUUAUUGGCGGGCUAGCGGUGGGAUUUACGGCAUGUGAUCCAAGGGAGGUAAAUCCGAAUGAUCUGCCCGAUGAUUCUGACAUGUUGUUGGACCGGAAGGAGUACUGGGUUGUUAAUAAAGACGUCUGUCGGACUCCAGAAGUCGGGGACGAAUUGUGCUUUCAUUUAACUUUAAAUGGUAGGUAUAAAAUAACAUUUUAAGUCCAG
Messenger RNA from Saccostrea cuccullata (small rock oyster), 1499 nucleotides. RefSeq names its product protein neuralized-like. The transcript is spliced from 3 exons. Bases 192 to 1493 code for a protein of 433 amino acids. The record is from RefSeq and is a predicted model, not a curated record. Gene Ontology annotation, molecular function: ubiquitin protein ligase activity. Lineage: Eukaryota; Metazoa; Mollusca; Bivalvia; Ostreida; Ostreidae.